Williopsis jadinii is the source of this 520-nucleotide messenger RNA. RefSeq lists its product as uncharacterized. The record is from RefSeq and is a predicted model, not a curated record. The transcript has a single exon. Bases 249 to 437 code for a protein of 62 amino acids. NCBI's taxonomy places the organism in Eukaryota, Fungi, Ascomycota, Saccharomycetes, Phaffomycetales, Wickerhamomycetaceae.
CUGUUGUUCAUUGCCCCGUCACAUGUCCAUUGCCCAAUUUUCAAACGCGCACCCGAUAUUGGGAUGGGAGAAAAGGGACGUUGUAACUUUCCGAGUUGAGCGACAGGGCAGAUUGGCUCAGACAUAACGUUCGAUUAAUCAAACAUAAUGGAAAACACAAGCCAUGUUUCUACAAUGUGUCUGUUAUCCAUGGCAUUGUUGUGACUGAUCUCUCUCUUUUACGGUAUUAUAUUCUCCGGCUAUUUAACAUGUACUUGUAUUCAAUGAACUCCACAGCUGUCGAUGUAACUCAUGAGAGCUAUGAAGUACCGGACUUGAGUAAUAAAGCGCUCAUAUUCAAUCCUGAACCUAUUGCCUUUCAUAGAGAUAAUUUCCCAAUGUCUACGAAUAUGAGUUUUCGUUUAAUUGAAUGUAAUAACAGAAAGAGCCGUAGUUGAGCUACACAUCAUAUCUGAUUCGAUCAAUGUCGCACCCUAAACUUCAAAAUUCAAGCCUAUCCAGCACAAUCUAUCACUAUCAG